Dromiciops gliroides (monito del monte) is the source of this 2813-nucleotide messenger RNA. RefSeq names its product transmembrane protein 38B (gene TMEM38B). Gene Ontology annotation, molecular function: potassium channel activity; identical protein binding. The record is from RefSeq and is a predicted model, not a curated record. Gene Ontology annotation, cellular component: membrane. Gene Ontology annotation, biological process: potassium ion transmembrane transport. Bases 121 to 990 code for a protein of 289 amino acids. NCBI's taxonomy places the organism in Eukaryota, Metazoa, Chordata, Mammalia, Microbiotheria, Microbiotheriidae. The transcript is spliced from 6 exons.
GCGCACCACGCUGUCUGAGGAGUGGGCAGGCGGUGGAGGAACGCCCCCUUCGGAGCCGAGCGAACUGCAGGAGCUGGAGCCGAAGCCUCGGGGCUGCGCGGGGGUCCCGCCACGGUCGCUAUGGAACGUGUGUGGGAGGAGCUGACCCUCGCCUUCUCCCGGAUCUCCAUGUUCCCCUUUUUCGACAUCGCCCACUACCUGGUGUCUGUGAUGACGCUGAGGCAGCAGCUCGGUGCUGUUACAGUGGCAUGGCAGAAUCCUUUAGCAAGCUGGUUUAGUGCCAUGCUGUACUGCUUUGGAGGGGGAAUUUUGUCCUGCAUUCUGCUUGGAGAGGCACCAACAAAAUUCCUUGAAAAUAGCACUAAUGUCUUAUUGGCAUCUUCAAUCUGGUAUAUUGUAUUUUAUUGUCCAUAUGACAUAGUUUGCGAGUGCUAUUGUUUCCCGCCUGUUCAACUCAUGGCUGUAGGAAUGAAGGAAGUGACCAGAACUUGGAAAAUCACAGGUGGAAUCACACAUGCUAGUAGCAAUUACACAGAUGCCUGGAUGGUGUUGGUAGCUAUUGGAUGGGCCCGAGGUGCUGGUGGUAAUGUAAUCAUAAGUCUGGAGCAGUUGCUAAGAGGGACUUGGAAACCUGAAACUGGCAAAUUGCUGGAGAUGUCCUACCCUGUGAAGAUAACUCUGGUGGGGGCAGUUCUCUUUACAUUGCAGCAUGCAGAGAAGCUGCCAAUGGAAAAACAUAGUCUUAUGUUUUGCUAUACAUUUUUUAUCGUUUUCACAAAGAUAACCAUGAUGUUAACCGAGUGCAACUCCUCUCCCCUCACUCCUUUUGAGAUCAUAUUGGGUCGAUUGCUGUUUGGCUUACGGCAGCACGAGGCUUCAGCAUUAUUGAGAAAUACUUUGAAAUCAUCUUUCAAUGGUACAAGCACAAGCUCAAAGCCGGGUUCAACCAGUAAUGAAAAUAAGAAGAAACAUAAUAAGAAGACAGAAUAAAUUCACUUGGCGAACUCUAGGUUGCCAAAAACAUUUUCUUACUUGUUUGCCUAGCAAAUUGUGACAAACAUUUCUGUUGUUAAUGAUGUGAGGUAAGGAUGAUGUUUAAGGCAAUACAGGUGACAAAAAGGAAGUAUUGCCUUCUGCUUGAGAGGCAUACUGCUAGCCCUUUCAAAGUGGCAUUGUAGAUUGUAAUUUCUUGGAUGCUAUGAGUGUAUCAUGUAAGAAUGUUUUUCUAAGUUAAAUAUAAAAGAUUCUAUUGUGAUCAUUUUUAAUAGUUUUGUAUUGGUGAGAUAUGGCUAGCAUUUUUACAAGCAUUAGGAAAAUAAACCUAAAAGAUGGUUACAAUAUAACAAAAAAUAAAUGUUUUCAUUUUCUCUUAGCAUUGCUCAUGUACCUUUUUUAUUUGCACAUGAAGUGUACCUUCAGUUUGCACUGCUAAUUAUCUUCUAUAAUUUAAAGGUGUGAAAGCUUGUCAACCAUUUAAUCUGAGCAAUGAAGAGGGAGAAUAAAACUUUAUUAAGGUAUUUCACAUUAUGAGUGAAACUAUAUUACCAGUUUGUUUCAGAUACAUUUUUCUAUCUCUUGUCCAUAAAAUGUAUCUGAAAUUUUAGAUAUUUAUAUUAUCGAGACUGGAUAUUAGUAAUGUGAACUCCCUAACUAAAAUCUACCUUCUCUUUUAAAAAAAGACACUUAUUUUUUUCUUCCAAAAUAAAUCAGGGAUUUAAUUUUUCAUUAACUAUUAAUCUCCUAUUUUCCACUCUAAAAAUUUGUUCCUCCUUUUCUUUUAUAAAGGACAUUUGUACUAUCUGUAGGAGAAAUCAUUAAUUGUUAUUAACAUUUCACAUAACUAAGGACAAAGAAAGGCUAAAGAAUUUAAGCUGAGUACUUUGUGGUAGUUGUUAUCUUAAAGGAAUUAUCCCAAUCCUUACAUACAUCCUAUUUUCAAAAUAGCAGUACAAAAAAUCCCUUUUAGAUAUUCUUUUCUGUUGUGGCCUUUUUAUAUUUAGUUGAAUGUUCCUUACUAUCUGUUUCCAAAACCAGUUUUCAUGAGUUGAGUAUUAAUAAUAUACAGGUAAAUAUAUGAUUUAAAUUAAAAUGAGUUACCUCCGUGUGAAAAUGUAGCACACCCCUCUCUGAUAUCAGUUAUUUUUUUUAAGUAGUUCUUGGAUUUGGGGUUAUAACCAAAUACCCAAACAGAAACAAUAAAAACACAUAGUAAUUCAUUUGAACACAGAAUAAUGGCAUUAAAUCUAAUUCCUUUUUGGAAAUAUUUUUUUAAAGUAAUGUUAGAUUUCUAAUGCUUUAUACUGCAGUUUUAAGUGCCAGUUAACACUUUGAGGCUUAGUGAUGUGGUUUCAUCUCCUAAGACUAUGUACCUAUUGCUACCAGAGGAUUAACAAGUAGUAUUUUUGGAUGGUUCAGGAGCAUUAAAAUUCCAUCCAAGUAACUGGUUUACAGAUAGCCAGAAUGUUUUAUUAUCAAGAUAUAAACACAACAGGCACUUGCAAGAGAACAACAUGGCUUUUUGAUAUGUAUCUAAUGGUAAGAAAUAUAUUUUUAAUAUUGUGAUUUUAAAAAGACACUGAGUAAGAGUCCUGUAUGACAUUUGAUACUCUUUGUAUUUUAACAUUUCAUAGUAAUACAAAAGAUCUAAUUGUCAGCCUAAAUAACCUGGUCAUUUUUAUACCAAGUUAGUGUGUGACAAAGUGUUAAAAAUUAUUCUUGAAGUUUGCAAAAUUACUGUAGCUGAAACAGACAAUGUGCUAUUUUAUGUUUGUAUUAGAUACAGACUUUUUACCAUUAAAGUAAUUUAUUCAUCA